CAAGCAACGCCUGGUACCGGUAAUGUACAUGUACCUUGCAGGCCUGGUGUCCGUGGUGUCAAACUUAUUACAAUUUAGUUCAGCAGUUUGGUGCACCUUCGAGAUCCUCUUACCGAAGCUAUUGCGAUGGAUCCUCGCAUGUGGCAUUCAUUAUGUUCUUUGCCAGACCCCAUUCAACGGAAGACUUCGCAGUUGGAUUGAUGGUACCGGUAGGCUUUUGAAACGGGGGUCUAGAUAGACUGCUUCCCACACUUUGUUAUGAAUGCGGCCGCUUCCACAGAGCUUGGUUUGGUUCCAUUGAAAGCUGAAAAUGUUGACCGCCGUUGCUUUCAUUUUGUCAUUGGCUCUCGCCCUUGCUUCUUGGACCCCUGUCAAUGGACAAGACAUUGUCCGAGUCGAGGGACGUCGUUCCAACUUGAUAGACGUAUCGCGUUUGGGGGAUGGCUACGAUCUCUAUGAUACCAGUCAUCUCGAUGUACAGCUUCUGCCGGGAGGACCUGUAUGGAUGAUUGAAAAGUUGCGGGGUAGAUCCGAUGGCCUCAUUCCCUUCCAUGGAAAGACUUCUGACGAAAAGAUCACAGCAGACUUUUAUAAGUACAUUGCGCCGGAUGGAGACCAAAUACUCACUGGUCAUGUCCAUGACAACAAGAACAGUGUUGCCUACGACAUUUCGAGGGACGAAAGUGGGCAAUACGUUGUCAAGACAACCAGACCCAAAGAUGUUCCCCAUCCCGGCAGUCCACGAAUUACGAAGACAACAAGAAAUAGUCGCGAACUAGAAGGCACCAGUUCAGUUGAUCCUGUGCCCGAACAAGAUGUAUCAGCAGUGACAAUAGACCUCAUGGUCAUUUGGACUCAAAACGCUGAGUGCGAGCUCUCUAAAUUGCCUUUGGGUUGUGCGGUCACAAGCACCACGGAAAACACCAUGAUUGCGCGAGUCGACGCGCUUGUGGCAGAAACCAAUCAAAUCCAUGUCAAUUCAAACACGGGCGUCACGUACAGCCUUGUUCACCGGCAACGAGAUACCAGUGGCUACAAUUUUCCGGAAAACGAUAUCAAUGCUGCCCUUGACGACCUUACGUUCAACAAUGGCACUGAUGAUGGCACGAAGCUAACUUAUGUGAAGGUACUGAGGGAAACUCACGGGGCGGAUCUAGUGCACCUCUUGAUUGAAUAUCCAGACCAGAGUCAAGUACCUGGAAUUGCCUUUAUGAACAAUAAUACAGAGGCAAAGGAUCAAGAGUUGGGCUUUGGCGUGACCCGAUGGCUAGACUUGGGAAACUACGUUUUCGCUCAUGAGCUGGGUCACAAUAUGGGGUGCAAUCACGACCGGGGGACGAACGUAGACCAAGGAAAUCCUGGUGGUUGUACCGACCCACAGACCAAUACUGGGUAUGUACAUCCUGACGGAGAUUAUUUCACCGUCAUGGCAUAUGCAUGCAGGACAGGCCUUUGUGGUUAUUCUGGUACUGGUGAUUGUCCUAUUAUCCCCUAUUUCUCAGAUGGUGGGACCUACGGAGGACCCCUCAACAACAAUGUUGCCGAGAUCAGAAAGAAUAAGAAAGUCAUUGCAGCUUUCAGAAAGACACCUGGGUCAACCCCAGCUCCAACUGCAGCUCCAUCCCCAAUGCCCGCCUGCAGCUCACUUGCUGCUGCUGUUGGUUAUUAUUUGUUUUCAGAUUGGUUUUGGUAGGAAGUCUCUUCAGCCAAGGCUGGGGGGAGCCAUGUGAUGACCGAGGUGUACAUGUCCCAUCUCUUAUGCAGUAAAACCAAGCAAUGCCAUUUGGGAUACAGGUAGAAUCAUGAUAGAAAGAAGAAGAAGGCAACCAAUCACAAAGGGAGGAGGAUCACCAUUGCAAUAUCAUAGUUCCAACCAUCUGGACAACUUGAUUAGAUCUACUAGGUGAGGUACAUAGAUUGCCGUGUCAUUCCCAAAACAAACACCACAGAAGUUCAGAAGUUUAUUCUCUCCGCGAAAUGAGUUUUGCCGGUGCACGGGAGCAGCUCGACGGCUCCAUGGCCGCGGUGCCACGGCGGUGAAGCUUGAAAGCGCAAAAGCUGCACAGAAACCCGCCUAGUUUCACGCGAAUACCAAGGGCAUCUAUACGUUAAAUCUAUGGAAUCAAAAAGAGUCUCAUCCAUAAGUACCGUAGACUGUCUUCUGUCUACUCACC
Seminavis robusta is the source of this 2174-nucleotide messenger RNA. The record is from the annotation of a GenBank genome assembly. NCBI's taxonomy places the organism in Eukaryota, Bacillariophyta, Bacillariophyceae, Naviculales, Naviculaceae.